CUCACCCAGUUGGCCAGUCUGUGCUGAAAGAUAUGAGUAAGGUGAGGAAGCUGAAGCAGUCAGGUGAGCCUUUUCUCCAAGAUGGUUCUUGCAUCAAUGUAGCCCCACAUCUGCACAAGUGCCGGGAAUGCCGUCUGGAGCGGUACCGCAAAUUUAAGGAGCAAGAGCAAGAUGACUCAACUGUGGCAUGUCGCUUCUUCCAUUUCCGGAGGCUUAUAUUUACCCGGAAAGGUAUUUUAAGAGUAGAGGGUUUCUUGAACCCACAACAGAGUGACCCUGAUGCCAUGAGUCUGUGGAUUCCUUCCUCCUCCCCUGCAGAGGGUAUUGAUCUGGAGACUUCAAAAUAUAUCCUUGCCAAUGUUGGAGACCAGUUUUGCCAGCUCGUUAUGUCAGAAAAGGAAGCAAUGAUGAUGGUGGAGCCACAUCAGAAAGUGGCAUGGAAGCGAGCAGUACGUGGUGUGCGGGAAAUGUGUGAUGUAUGUGAGACAACUCUAUUCAAUAUUCACUGGGUUUGUCGCAAGUGUGGAUUUGGGGUCUGUCUGGACUGUUACCGGCUGAGGAAGAAUCGUCCACGUAGUGAGACAGAGGAGAUUGGUGAUGAGGAAGUCUUCUCGUGGCUGAAAUGUGCAAAGGGUCAGUCUCAUGAACCAGAAAACCUUAUGCCAACACAGAUCAUUCCUGGUACAGCCCUUUACAAUAUUGGAGACAUGGUUCAUGCAGCACGAGGCAAAUGGGGUAUAAAAGCCAAUUGUCCGUGUAUUAAUCGACAGAAUAAAUCGGUAUUGAGACCAGCUGUCACUAAUGGAAUAUCACAGCUUCCAACUGUUAAUCCCAGUGCAUCGGUCUCUGGAAAUGAGAGCACCUUUUCCACUGGAGCAGGAGCAGCAGGAGUGGGGCAGUUAGAAAUGGACAGUGUUCCAAAAUCUGAAGCAAAUGAUAGUAGGAUAGAAGAGCCUGCAAAAACAGAGAUAUUAUCAAUCAGUAACACUGCUGAAACAAAGACCAACAGACCACUUUGCUCAGAAACAGCCCCGUCAUCAGCCUUACACUGGCUUGCAGACUUAGCAACACAAAAAGCGAAAGAAGAAACAAAAGAAUCAGGGUCGCUGAGGUCAGUGCUUAAUAAAGAAUCCCACUCACCCUUUGGAUUGGAUUCCUUCAACUCCAGUACAAAGGUUUCCCCGCUAACCCCAAAGCUGUUUAAUAGCCUGUUGUUGGGCCCAGUGACAUCUAGCAACAAAGCUGAAGGCUCCAGCCUCAGAGAUCUCCUACACACAGGGCCAGGAAAGCUUCCUCAGGUUCCAUUAGACACAGGAAUCCCCUUUCCUCCAGUUUUUUCUGCAACUUCUACGGGGGCCAAAGGUAAAGCCAGCCUGCCUAACUUCUUAGACCAUAUUAUUGCUUCUGUGGUGGAAAAUAAGAAGACAUCUGAUGCUGCAAAACGCGCUAGUAAUUUAGCUGACACGCAAAGAGAUGUGAAGGAAAUGGUAAUGGGCUUGAAUGUGCUGGAUCCGCACACUUCGCACUCUUGGCUGUGUGAUGGUAGACUCCUUUGCCUUCAUGAUCCUAGCAACAAAAACAACUGGAAGAUCUUCAGGGAGUGCUGGAAACAAGGCCAGGUGGGUGAUUACAAAUUGCUGACCCAUUAUUUCUUGAAAGUAUUCUGACAGUUUAACCUGUAC
Molecule: messenger RNA, 1682 nt
Organism: Meleagris gallopavo (turkey)
Lineage: Eukaryota; Metazoa; Chordata; Aves; Galliformes; Phasianidae
Source: RefSeq, a predicted model, not a curated record